This is a messenger RNA of Entamoeba histolytica HM-1:IMSS, 726 nucleotides long. Its product is annotated as protein kinase domain containing protein. The record is from RefSeq and is a predicted model, not a curated record. Gene Ontology annotation, molecular function: protein kinase activity; ATP binding. NCBI's taxonomy places the organism in Eukaryota, Evosea, Mastigamoebida, Endamoebidae. Gene Ontology annotation, biological process: protein phosphorylation. The coding region runs from base 1 to 726 and encodes 241 amino acids. The transcript has a single exon.
AUGAUAAUUAGUAAAACACUUAAUAAAGCACAAGAAGAAACAAUCAAAAGUAUUUCUAUUGAAGGAGAAACAGAAAUAUCAACACGACUUGAUCCAGAUGAAAUAAAAGAAGAAAAGAAAAUAGGAGAAGGACCAUUUGGAGUUGUUUAUGUUGGAGAAUUUAGAAGAAAUAAAGUAGCAAUUAAGAAAAUGAAACAAGUUGAAGAAAGUGAAGAUAAAAAGAAAGAAUUUGAGAAAGAAGUAGCAAUAUUAGAUAAAUUUCGAGAUGAAUAUAUCAUUCAAUUUUAUGGAACAGUAUUUAUUCCUAAUAAAAUAUGUAUGAUAACAGAUUUUGUAGAAUAUGGAUCAAUACAAGAUAUAAUGAAUAAAAGAAACAUCACAGAAAUAUCAAAGAAAAUAAGAAUCAAAUUUAUGAUAGAUGGAGCAAAAGGAAUUUCAUAUCUUCAUUCAAAUGGAAUAUUACAUCGAGAUAUUAAACCCGAUAAUUUCCUUGUUGUAUCACUUGAUGAUAACAUUGAAGUUAAUUGUAAAUUAACGGAUUUUGGAAGUGCAAGAAACAUCAAUAUGAUGAUGACAAAUAUGACAUUCACAAAAGGUGUAGGAACACCAAAAUACAUGGCACCAGAAGUAUUAAAUCAUCAACAUUACAAAAUGCAAUCAGAUAUAUCUAUAUUCAUUUUCAAUAAUAAUAUUACAAUUCAUUACUUAUUUCUUCUUUCAUUAUAA